Girardinichthys multiradiatus is the source of this 2165-nucleotide messenger RNA. It is a transcript of the gene cwf19l1, whose product is annotated as CWF19 like cell cycle control factor 1. Gene Ontology annotation, molecular function: RNA lariat debranching enzyme activator activity. Gene Ontology annotation, biological process: mRNA splicing, via spliceosome. Bases 15 to 1817 code for a protein of 600 amino acids. The transcript is spliced from 14 exons. Gene Ontology annotation, cellular component: post-mRNA release spliceosomal complex. The record is from RefSeq and is a predicted model, not a curated record. Lineage: Eukaryota; Metazoa; Chordata; Actinopteri; Cyprinodontiformes; Goodeidae.
UUUAUCUGUGAAAUAUGCGUCAGACAUUGCUAGAAAUCCAUUCCGCGUUUGUUUCGCUCGGACCUUUUUUUGUGGACGGACGAUACGUUAACGCUGCUAAAAUCCAAACGGUUUCUGGAGCCGGACUGCAGCAAAAUAUGGGAGAUCAGCCAGUGAGAGUCUUGGUGUGCGGGGACGUUGAAGGCAGACUGAGCUCUCUGUUCAGCAGAGUUCAGGCCAUCCAGAAGAAAACCGGACAGUUUGAUUUGCUGCUUUGUGUUGGAGAGUUUUUUGGAACAACACCAGAAGCUGAAGUAGAGUGGCAGCAGUACGAAACUGGAGCUAAGAAAGCUCCGAUCCACACUUACAUACUGGGGGCAGCGAGCCAGGAGACAGUGAAGAACUUCCCCAAUUCUGACGGUUCUGAACUGGCUGAAAACAUCACGUAUUUAGGUCGUCGUGGUGUGUUCACGGGCGCGUCAGGACUGCAGCUAGCCUACGUCAGUGGUCAGGAGGCCCUGCAGGAACCGGCCCCGGCUCACUGCUUCACCUCCAAAGACCUGUCGGCGCUCGUCACGUCGCUGACCGGCAGCUCCAAGUUCAGAGGCGUCGACAUCCUGCUGACAUCGCAGUGGCCUCGAGGGGUGUGGCACUAUGGAAACAACCCGGAAGUGAACACAAAGUCGUGUGGGAGUGGCUCCAUUGCCAGCCUCGCUGACAAACUCAAACCACGGUACCACUUUGCUGCACUAGAGGGCGCUCACUACGAAAGGCUCCCAUACAGGAAUCAUGUGGUUCUACAAGAAAACGCUCAGCACGUCAGCCGCUUCAUCGCCCUGGCAGCUGUCAACAACCCCGCCAAGAAGAAGUACCUAUAUGCUUUCAACAUCAUCCCUAUGAAGAACAUGGAUCCGAUGGAGCUGGUGAAGCAGCCACAGGAUGUGACUGAAAGUCCCUACAGACGCCCAGCCAAAGACAAGACGGACACACAGAAACCAGCAUUCAGCGCUGUAGAAGAAGAGGAGCCAGUCCACCAGUUCUUCUUUGACCUGAGCGGGAAGCGGGGGGGGGGCUCUUGGGGCCGUGGCAGGAAGAGGCCUUCGGACGGAGACGGACGAGGUCGAGACCAGUGGCGUGACGGAGAUGGGCAUCAUCAGGGGCAGCACAAACAACCCCGCCGUCAUCCACAGCCUACUGGUCCCUGCUGGUUUUGUCUGGCCAGUCCUCAAGUGGAGAAACAUCUCGUUGUCAGCAUAGGAACACACUGUUACCUGGCUCUGGCUAAAGGCCCCCUGACUCCCCGCCACGUGCUCAUCCUUCCCAUUGGCCACUACCAGUCUGUGGUGGAGCUGAGCUCCGAGGUGGUGGAGGAGAUGGAGAAGUACAAGUCGGCCCUGAGGAACUUCUACAAGAGCAAAGGAGAACGCUGCGUUCUGUUUGAGAGGAACUACAGGAGUCAACAUCUGCAGCUUCAGGUCGUUCCCGUUCCGCUCAACCGCUGCACCACUGAGGACAUCAAGGAGGCAUUUAUGGUCCAGGCUCAGGAGCAAAACAUGGAGCUGAUGGAGAUUCCUCAACACACAGACCUCAAACAGAUUGCUCCCCCAGGGACUCCUUACUUCUAUGUGGAGCUGGACUCUGGGGAGAAACUCUAUUACCGGAUACAGAAAAACUUUCCUCUGCAGUUUGGAAGGGAGGUAUUAGCCAGUGAGGCGGUGCUGAACAUCCCCACUCGAGCUGACUGGAAGGAGUGCAAACAGAGCCGAGAGGAAGAGGAGGAAAGCUGCAAACAGCUUAGAGACGAUUUCCAGCCAUAUGACUUUGCCUGGGAAGAUUAAAACGCACACGCUUGUUUACCUGUUGAUGUGAAGACUACGGUCGACAAGAUGCAUUGUGGGGACCUUCAGUGUAUUCUUUAACUUCUAAAAUGGAGUCUGAAGCAUCAGGUUUGCACAGUACUUUCAUUGUGCUGGGUUGUCUUAUUUAGGUUUAAGAGGACAGGUGGGGUUUGUAAUCAAAGAAAAGUUCACACAAUUUAUUUUGUACAUUUUACAGCAUUUUGUGAAUCACAAGUAAAACUUUUUAAAUUUUUGAACUGUCAGAAUCAUUCACAAGUUGUUAGUGAACUUUUUUCUGGUUUUUCUUUUUUCUGUAUUCAAUGCAACAUUAAAUGUUUUUAAAAACAA